AAAGUUUAAUGGCUGCCAAUGUAAUUGCAAAUGGCUGACAGAAUGAGAGAGGAUGGGUCUUGAUUUCGCAUAGACGGGAUUAAUAUUUCUAAAAAAUGUCGUGCAUCGUUUACACGCGUUAGCUUGAACGGUGUUUCUCGUUGAAAUUAUUGUCACAAUUAUACGUGAAUUAAACGCAAGCGUGGUAAGUGUGACAAAGUACGCGGGAAAAAAAUGACUCGUGGCCGGAGACACGCGCCCUCAGUUAAACUCAUCCGGUAACCGUCUCGAGGCACGUAAGCGCGUGGAAUUUCGAAUUAAUCGAUAGCAUUGUGAUUAUACGUGACCGCGGUCGGAAAAUAUCGUUUAUAAUGUGAAAUGUGUUACGAUACCGUCUACGAGAAAUAUUUACGUAAGGUAUAACGUGUAUAAUCAUCAGGAAAAGGAGCAUCAAAGGUUUUUACUAUAAAAUAAAGUCAAGUAAAAAUGCCUGCUGUGAGCAUUUGUGAUCCGGUUGCGGCUACACUCCGCCGUACUUUGGAGACCAACCAGACCAAAACACCAGAUGACCUGUCAGCGAAUUUAGUUACCAAUGCAUCAAGAAUUCUUCAGUCAGAAAUUCAAUAUAAAGAAGUUGAUGACUAUCAGACAACAAUUUUGGAUCAACUGAAAGCAAAGUACAUCGUAUUAAGUUUACCAAAUUCCGAGAGCUCUGAUGACAAGAUGAAAGAUGGAGCAAAUUAUACGAAAAAGAAUGAAAGGGCAUUUAAAGGACCCAGUCUACCAGAACCAACUGUUACUUUAUACUCUCCAAAGAAAGUUAGCCUAGGAUGGAAAGGUACAUUUCCAGUUGGCGCUGGCAUGUAUAAUGUUGGAAAUACAUGCUACUUAAACAGCACUCUUCAAGCUUUGUUUCAUGUGCCAGCACUUGUAAAUUGGUUAUUGUCAGACUCUCAUCAUGCAUCAAAAUGUGAACAAAAUGAUGGAAGUGGAGAAUGCUUAACAUGUGCAGUGGCUAAGACUUUGCAAUCUAGUCACCAAAAAUCAGGAUGUGCUAUUAAACCAUUUUACAUAUAUAACAAAUUGAAACUCAUUUGUCGAACCAUGGUGCCAGGACAGCAAGAAGAUGCUCAUGAAUUUUUACGUUAUUUAUUAGAAGGCAUGGAAAAAGCUUAUUUGACAAGACACAAAGCUAGCAAACUAGACAGUUACUCUAAGGAAACAACACCUAUUAACCAAAUUUUUGGUGGUUAUAUUCGUACUGAAGUAAAGUGCCUACAGUGUCGGCAUGUUUCCACUACUUUUCAACACUUUCAAGACUUAUUAGUUGAUAUACGUAAAGCAAGUACUCUGGAUGAAGCAUUAAGUAGCUAUUUUAGUCGCGAACAACUAGAUAACAAUGAUUACAAAUGUGAAGCUUGCAAAAGAAGAGUUCCUGCUACAAAACAAUUUAGCUUAGAACGGCCCCCGAAAGUGCUUUGUGUACAAUUAAAAAGAUUCAGCGUUCUAGGAGGAAAAAUAUCUAAACACAUAGGUUUCAAACAAACUAUAGAUAUGGGCCCUUACCUCUGGAAAGAACCAGGAGAACCUACGCAAUCACUUACAUACAAACUUAUGUCAAUAGUUACACAUAUGGGUCCAUCAGUUAAUUGCGGGCAUUAUACUGCUGUUGCGAAGGUUUCAACAGGCCAAUACUAUUCCUUUGAUGACUCUUGUGUUCGUCCACUUAGUUUGAGUAAUGUAUUUAAUACAAAUGCUUACAUAAUGAUUUUCGAAAUGGAACAACAAACACAAUCUCAAAUUCAUGCUCAACAGACUGUUAAAUUAAAUGGUACAGUGACUAUAAACAAUACAUUAUCUUCAGGAAGCAGUAUGAAUAAAACUAUAACUCCCAAGGCAUCGACAUCUGGAUUAUUUUCAUUAAAUGGAUUAGCUAAUGGCACAUCAGCUAAUAAAGAUAACACAGGCAAUUCAGAAAUAAAUUUACAAAUAUCGACAAAUAAAAAUUCAGGACUUCAAUUUACUACUCAAAAGACUACAAAUUUUAUUGGACCACAAUUACCACAAAAAUUACAAGAUAAAUCUCAACCAAGAUUAGUUAUGCAUAUUAAAAAUGGAAAAAUUUUGAAUGGGAAUAGUUUAGUUCCCUAUGAUGGAUCCAGUGAAGAAGAGGAUGUUAAUUCUAUUGAAACAUUAAAAAAUCAUACAAAUUUAAAUACUUCCACAAAAACAAACACUUCUACUAAUGCUACUAAUGGUACACAGAAAUGUUCCUCAGUAAAAACUUUCCCUAAAGUAAUACUUAAUUCUAAAGAAGUGCAAAAGUGUGCAUCAAAGACAAAUGGCAGUAAUGCGUCUCAGAAUCAAAGUACACAAUGUAUAAAAACACAAAAUGGCUCUAGCUGUAGUACCAUUACAAGUACAAUAAAGUAUCAAAAUGGUAAAUCAGAAACAAACGGAAAGGCAGAGAAUGGUAAUAAUAAUAGUAAAAAUAAAUGGCAUCAGCCUGUUAGAAAAGCGGGACAAGAGGACAAAGUGAUUACAAAAGUUACAAGCAGCAGUAUGAAAGGUUGGCAAGUUUCAAAGGAUACAUCAUUUUCUGCCACAUCAGCUGCAACAUCAAAUGGCUGGUCUGUGACUGAUAAGGAAGAUAUUCAUAAAAUUGGUCAAAAUAAUAUGACACCCAGUGCUGCAGCUUUAAGAGACUUCAAUGGAACAAAUCGUUCCGAUACUGUUUCCCACUUAUUAAAGAUGUCUCAUCGUGGUUAUGGCAAUUCUUCGGUUACAAAUUGGAAUGGUAAUAGAACACAUUUAGAUAGAGAAGUUGACAAUGAUAGAAGAGAAGAGCGUAAGCGACAUUUCAAUGCAGAUGAUGAAGAAAUAGACCGUGGUCGAGUAAAAAAAGUAAAAGAUCAUCGAACGUAUGAAGAAAGAAAUAACUCAGGGUAUAAUCCUUUCCAAGAAUAUCAAAAUGGUAAAACGUGGAACCGAUCUCUCGGUGGUUAUUACCGGAGACAUUACUAUAAUACUUCUAACAAUGUACGACCGCGACAUGGUAGAAAUUAUAGACCUCCACAUUACAGAUAUCAUAAUCAUUCUCGUGCACAUUGGCAACGAGAAUAAAAUAAAAAUAAAUGUUGUUGGGAAAAAUUUUCGAAAGCAAUCCGAUGUUGAAAGACUUCGUUAGUUUUCAAUUGCUAAAAAUUAUAAUUUUUCAAUAUGUUAAAAUUAAAAUACAGAUGUGGCAGUGCUGAUUUAGAUAAUUAAUGUUGGAGGUUCAACAUUUAUUGUAAUGAAUCGUUAAACUGCGUUGUAACAACCUUGCAUGUUCCUGAUAGAGUCUUCAUGUACUCUACUGUUGCUUGUAGCUCAUAUGUGUCUAUGAACAUAGUACACGGGGGAUGAGUAUCAGCAGCUCUGCCAAUCUUGUGUUCAGUAUGAACGGAACAAAUUUGUUUAUACCAUAUGAUAUGUGCAUUAAUUUAGAGUGCAUAUUAAACGUAUGUAUGGAUGCAAUUUUUAAGAGUUUAAACAGUAAUUCACAUAUGAUAACGUUUAAGCUGAUGUUUUUAUUGCUUUAGUUAUGAUUAUAAAAUUAUGUUCUUCUUUAAUUUAAAAUAACAUUCAUAUUACGUAACAGUAUAAAAAUCUCCAAUAAAUAUUUCGUGUUAAUCUUAUGUUACUUAUAUUAAAUUAAAACUGUAAACGUAAUAUUCCACGUAUAUCUAUAUUCGACAGAUAUUUCACUGUUUAUAGAAGUGUCCAUACAUUUUCAAAUAGAAAUAGAAUGCAUGUUGUUUACUAUAAAAAUAAAUUGGUUUUAACAGUGCAAAGAUAAAAUUAAGUAAAAGGAGAUGUUCUGAAAAUUUCAUGAAAAUAUUUUUCAUUUACAAUAUAAUAAUCCGUCCUUUAUUUUAAUUGAUAAAGAUACUCCUCCCUCAUCGAGCUAUAACAAAAAAAUUUAAUUGAACAUCUUGCUCGAUCAAAAAACAUGGUCUUCGUCAUCGCUUACUGAAGAAAAGUAUAUUCGUAACAAUUAAUUAAUCAUUGAUUAAUCAGUAAGUGAAUGAUUUAUUUAAACGCGCGACUUCAUUUUUCUUUUUUUACCAUAAUACAUACUUUAUUAUUCCAGAGCGAUUGUGGUACUUGUGAAUAAUCGAAUGAAGAGUAUUUCAUGGUAAUGGAUUAAUAGUAUCAACUUACUGAAAUAUUAGUUUAAAAGGAGAAAAAACUGUAAAUUAUAUAAAUGUAGAAUUUUAAUAUUAUGGACUUUUCAUAGAGCAUUAAAAAUUGCAAAGCCAUAGAUAAUUUGUUAAGCCAAUGAUAAAAAAAAAACAGCUGGCUUUUCGCCUGCUCGUUAUAUAUAAUACCUCGUUAUAUUAUUCUACAAAUUAAAUACUAGCCAAAAGGAAAAAAAGAAACAACCAUGUACUAAGAUCUGGUGAUUAUUAUAAAUUUUAUAGUACUCUAUAUUUUUCAGAAGAUACAUGACUUGAAUAUACGUGCUAAACUCGUAUCUUUAUGCAAAAUAUUAGUCGCAAUUGAAUAAUCAUGUUAGCUUAAUAUUACGGUGAAUAUAAUGUAAUUACCGUAAUAUAGCCUUAAGUUAAGUAUGAUAUAUCCGUUGAAAUAUAAUGAUAGUUUUUGCAUUGUACAUUUUACAAAUUCAUGUAUCAUUUGAAGAAUAAAAUUCAGAGUUCUGUAAAAUCGGUACAUCUGAUAGUGUAAACGUAUGUGAUAUCACUCCGUACAAUGGUGAACAACAGCAAACGCCAGAUUGAAUUUAUAUAUUAAGUAUCACGAAUGAAACGGAAAUUGUCGUUUGUACAAUAUUCGAACUAUCGAUACAAACAGAGUGAAAGAGACGAUAAAUCCAUAGAAACCAAUUCAUUUAUAUCGUACAGAAAAGGAAAAGACUAUCGCGUUUUUAAGCGGAGAUACUGUAAUCUGUAGACGCACGUAAUCUAUUUUUAUUUUUAUCUUGUAUUCUUAUAAUUUGUAAGAAGGUAAUUCUUUAUAUUUCUUCAUUUACUUCAUCCGUUUUGAAAUGGAGUUUUUGAUGAAAAAGGAAGAUCCUUCAUCCAAUGAGCUCAUAAGAACUGUCGAAAGAAAUGUGAGUAAACAAUUUGGCCCUUUCAUGCUUGAAAUAUAUGUAUUUAUAUUAAUUAUCAUUAGUUUUUAUUUAAAUUAUUAGUAAGAAAUUGUUUAAAAAUUCGCGCAUGUAAUAUAUUAAUUUCAAAGAUGUACUUUUAAUUGCUUAGCAUGAAAGAGUUGAAUGAUAAAAAGAGUUAACAACUUUAAUUAGUGAGUAUUAAAAAAAAAUGGAAAAGUGCAUUACUGUUUACUUGAGAAACUAAUUUAAAAAAUGUAAAUAAAGAUGAGCAACACAAAACAAUUGACAUUUAUUUAGGUAGCGAUUUUAAGAAUAGAAAGUCAUUAUAAUUUAAAAAUCAAUUAUGAAUUGGAUGUUAAGCUCACAUGGUUCCAUAAUAUAUCACGUAGUCUUACGGACAAACUUGAUUCUUUAUGGAAAUUGGCUGAAACGCAUCAGCCAACGGAAAAUGAAAUAAAACAAUUUGCUGAUCAAAUUGCAAGUUCAUGGACCUCUAUCAA
This is a messenger RNA of Frieseomelitta varia, 5592 nucleotides long. It is a transcript of the gene scny, whose product is annotated as ubiquitin carboxyl-terminal hydrolase 36. Gene Ontology annotation, cellular component: cytosol; nucleus. Gene Ontology annotation, biological process: protein deubiquitination; regulation of apoptotic process. The record is from RefSeq and is a predicted model, not a curated record. The transcript is spliced from 8 exons. The coding region runs from base 466 to 3102 and encodes 878 amino acids. Gene Ontology annotation, molecular function: cysteine-type endopeptidase activity; cysteine-type deubiquitinase activity. Lineage: Eukaryota; Metazoa; Arthropoda; Insecta; Hymenoptera; Apidae.